AUAGAACUUUUUUUGAUUGAAACGCGAAACAUGUGUUAUCGUAAACAUAAACAUUGAAAAUGUAAAACGUCAAAUAUGUUGAGCUGAACAGAAGUUAGUGAUUUUUCCAUAUCAAAUCUAAAUUUUGAAAUGGCCACUAGAAGCUUAACAGAUGUGUUCCUGUUGAUGAGGAACAAUGCUAUUAGAAGUAGAAACAUUUAUCCCGAUCAGGAUUCUUCAGAACGAAUGCACUUAGUAUCUCUGAAUGAAUUAGAAGAUGGCAUACACUCUAGAAACGAGAACUUAAUGCCUCCGAUAUGGAUAGACUACUUAGAAAAGGCUCAAAUGAUUAUUCCAAAACUGAAAGCCAAAAUAACAGACUUGAAAUCCCUGCAUUCCAGACAUUUACACAAGUCAACAUUCGACGAAAGCUCAGACGAUGAAGUUGCCAUCGAAAACUGUACGCAUGAAAUAACGAGGAUGUUCAACGAAUGCCAUCGGCUGCUGCAAAUAAUUAAAAGCCAUGCUUCAGAGGGAGUGUCCAAGGAAAAGCGACUCACAGUUAAUGUCUACACAUCGCUAGCUGUCGCUCUGCAAGAAAUGUCGACGUUAUUUCGUUCAACCCAAAAUGGCUAUCUGCGGCAGAUUCAGUCAAGAGAGGACAGAUCAAAAAUGUACUUUGACCAGAAUAUCGACCUUGAGGAUUUCAACGGUCAGGACAUGGAGGAUAUCGACUCUCACUUCGUAAAUUCCAAGCCCAUGUCGCAUCAGCAGCUGCUCAUGUUGGAAGAGGAGAACACGAGGUAUGCCCAGGAGCACGAGCAAGAAGUAAACGCCAUUGUUAAAUCCAUCCUGGAUCUGAACGAGAUUUUCAAAGACUUGAGCCAGAUGGUGGUGGACCAAGGUACUGUGCUGGACAGAAUCGACUUCAACAUCGAGCAGACUUCGAUGCAGGUACAGGAGGGGUUCAAACAGCUACAGAAGGCCGACGCAUAUCAGAGAAAAAACAGAAAGAUGUGCGCUAUCAUUGUUCUUGCUGGCACUAUUGUGAUGCUGUUUUUUAUACUGAUUAUUGUCAAAACCUAGUCAUUUCUGUAUAUAAGAUGGUUAUUUUAAGCAAAGUAUUAAACUCGGUGAUUUUAUUUAUUUAUCAAAGUAAA
This is a messenger RNA of Leptinotarsa decemlineata (Colorado potato beetle), 1139 nucleotides long. RefSeq names its product Syntaxin 16 (gene Syx16). The record is from RefSeq and is a predicted model, not a curated record. Gene Ontology annotation, biological process: intracellular protein transport; vesicle-mediated transport; vesicle fusion. Gene Ontology annotation, molecular function: SNARE binding; SNAP receptor activity. NCBI's taxonomy places the organism in Eukaryota, Metazoa, Arthropoda, Insecta, Coleoptera, Chrysomelidae. Gene Ontology annotation, cellular component: membrane; endomembrane system; SNARE complex.